Molecule: messenger RNA, 462 nt
Organism: Cylindrotheca closterium
Lineage: Eukaryota; Bacillariophyta; Bacillariophyceae; Bacillariales; Bacillariaceae
Source: the annotation of a GenBank genome assembly
AUGGCUCCGUGUUCUCGCAAAAGUCUUCUAGAGGAAGAAGAGUCAGACGAGGCAGAAGAUGCCGAUGAUACAGAGGAUGCAGAUGAUACCGAUGAAACCGAGGAGGCAGAAGAAACAGACUUCACCGAAGAGACGGUCUUCACCGAAGAGACGGUCUUCACCGACGGCAGCGAUUGGACGGAAGGCUCAGACUUGCUAGACAUCUUGGUAGAAGAGGACUUGAGAGAACUAGCAGAUGCAGAUUUGAUCGUAGCUGUAGCAACUGGUACCGCGACAGUAACAGGCGCAAACGAAGAGCUAGCAACAGGUACAGUUGUUUGCAAGCGGCGGGUAUCUCGAGGUUUCUUGGCCAAGAUGGUGCGUGGUGCGGCAACAGCAAGGAUGAAUGCGAGGAUGAGGGCGAAUUUGUUCAUUUUGGUACUGAUGAUGGCCGAAUGCUUAAUGAGCUUCCGGUUGAUAUAA